ACACUUUCACCCAGCGCUACUCCGCUAGCCGGCCCCUGCUAGCAACGAGAACCAACUAAACUAAUGUUACUUAUUUUGAGUGAAGCAGACCUGUGCUCGACUUCAUUGUGGUGGUCUUCGAUGUGCUUCAACCGCACAAACUACUAGUAUCGGUAACCCGCUCGAGGUCGCUACUGGAGUGAAGACAGCCAAGAGGACUAACUACGAAACUGCGCUGCUGUCAACUCUUCUGCGUUCUGGUACUGGUCGCCGGUGCCCGGACUGCCAUUCAUUCAUUCAUCGUCAUGGCUGGUGAAGGGGAGACAUUCUUUGCCCACACGGCUCCAAGUCCCGGUCCCGACACUCCAGAGCUGAAAGUGCUUGAAGUCACCCAUUACAGCAUUGAGUUGAAAUGGUCACCGAUCCCCUAUCAGGCCAAGGCACACCCUGCUGGCAGCCCACCAGGUUGUACUUACUGGGUGGAGAUGAAACCGGAGAACUCGCUGAGAGACUUUCGCAACAUCUACAAGGGUUACGGUACUCAUACUGUCAUUGACGAAGAUCUUGGGGCAGACACACCAUAUCUGAUACGUAUACAAGCUCGCGCUUCAGACGGGGAAGCCGGUCCUUGGAGCGAACCCCCACUCAAGGUCUCAACGGCUGGCCCGCCACUGACGGGACUUGACCUUCUCAAAGCCGUCGAAAACUGCGACCUCGAUGCUAUCCGAUACAUCGUCUCUCAUGGGAUUUCAACGGAGGGUUUGGACACAUUCGGUCACACACCGUUGAUGAAUGCUGCCAGACUGGGAUACGUCGAUGUAAUGGAAAUGCUGCUAGAAUGUGGUGCCGGUGUCAACACUGUCAACAACAUGGGAAGAUCUGCUCUAAUGAUUGCAGCAGUCCACGACAAGAUACACUGUGCCACUCUGCUUUGUUCAAGAGGCGCAUCCCUGAGCUUGCGCGAUAAGAUUGAUACAUACGCAGUCCACUUUGCUUGCGACUCUGGACAGGACACCGUACUGCGCUAUCUGUUAAACAGAGAUCCGGAUCAGCUGGAGGUUCUUGACAAUUCAAAUUGGACACCUCUGAUGCGAUGUGCGGCCAUAAAUGGAAGCCUGCGGGUUGCGUCAACUCUUAUUGAGUUUGGAGCUGAUGUCAAUGCUGCAGAACCGGACUCGCGCAGAACCGUGCUGAUGAUAGCGACAGGUGCAGGUCAUCAUGAGCUGGUGUCUCUUCUGGUCAAGUCCGGUGCCCGUUUGGAGGACACGAGUGCUGGUGGAUGCACGGCAGGAGACAUUGCUGAAUCACUCGGCAGUGUGAUGAUGAAGGCCGCGCUGGCGGACAGCAGGCCCAGCGCAAGCGGCCGACAGCAGAGCCGAUCAAAGUCACGCAAGUAGCAACGGCAUCCUUGACCCGGAGACUGCGCAAACACACACGCGCGCGCAUACCAAGACACGAACACAGGUGUAGCAUCUUUAUGUAUGCAAGGAGCUCCAUAGCCCAGCAAGGUGGGUGGUGGUGUUGAUUGAAAAGUAAAAAGACAGGGGUACUUGUACCAACAUACGCACACAACAAUUCUCAAGUAAGUUCUUUGACAUGACACCAGCUCCAGAGGGGAGCAGGAUAGUUUGAGACGAUAAAUUAAAAAAAUCAGAAGACCAGGUAGAAAAGUGGGUCUCGCGCCGAGACUACAGGUGACAGUUAGUGUGAAUGUCGCCUAUCCAAGCUGAACAUACUGCCGGAUACCGCCGCUCUUGAUCGGAAUAGUGGCGCAUGUAUAGAGAUAGAUCUGUUGGUUGCAUGAAACAUUUUAAUAGUUGCCAGCUUCUUGCGUCAUGUACACAUAGCCAAUAUAAUAUAUAGCAAAGUAAGUCCUGUACACAUAGACAUUGUUAUACUUAUGGCCAAGGACAUAAGUACACCAUCAGUUCUAUUUACAAAGCAAAUUUAGAAUAAUCCUUUUUACAUCUUUUUUUACAAUUUGUACAUGUUUUGACAUCACAGCGAACAGUUUUGUAACUUCAUGUUUGCAAUAUAUACACAGAGCAA
Messenger RNA from Sycon ciliatum, 2028 nucleotides. Its product is annotated as fibronectin type 3 and ankyrin repeat domains protein 1-like. Gene Ontology annotation, biological process: regulation of apoptotic process. The transcript is spliced from 13 exons. Gene Ontology annotation, molecular function: protein binding. Gene Ontology annotation, cellular component: nucleus. NCBI's taxonomy places the organism in Eukaryota, Metazoa, Porifera, Calcarea, Leucosolenida, Sycettidae. Bases 285 to 1376 code for a protein of 363 amino acids. The record is from RefSeq and is a predicted model, not a curated record.